This is a messenger RNA of Macrosteles quadrilineatus (aster leafhopper), 3140 nucleotides long. RefSeq lists its product as uncharacterized. The transcript has 14 exons. Gene Ontology annotation, cellular component: nucleus; cytoplasm. The coding region runs from base 506 to 2335 and encodes 609 amino acids. NCBI's taxonomy places the organism in Eukaryota, Metazoa, Arthropoda, Insecta, Hemiptera, Cicadellidae. Gene Ontology annotation, biological process: regulation of mitotic nuclear division; regulation of mitotic spindle organization; activation of protein kinase activity. The record is from RefSeq and is a predicted model, not a curated record. Gene Ontology annotation, molecular function: protein kinase binding.
UGGUUCGCUCAAAUUUAAAUUUUAAAAGUGGUCAUCUUUUCUUGCAUGUAACUUGUAAAGUUGUAUUGUUAUUUGUUUUCAGUUCUAAUUCAUUUAUUCUUAUUUGAAUGAUUUAUUUAUGGUGUUUGUAAUUUAAAUCAGUUCGUCUGGGCUGAUUUGAGUGUGACUAGUGUGAGGCUUGUCUUGAAUUUUAACUUUUAAAUCGGCACGGCACAACGCAGGCUUCCUUACUACUGUACUGUAUGUAUAGUGUAUUUUACAUCAACGAAACUGGAAGAACAUGCAACAUUGCAACGGCUUGGUCUUGGUGCUUUUUCAAAAUGUUCAAUUCAAUGAGAAACAUCAGAGAAACUCGUUGCGUUAGACUGAGCACAAGAACAUGACAUUUUAGAUUAUUGGGAGUGUUUAGUUUAGUAAGUUAGCCUAUAUCAUUUUGUAUGAAUAAUCAUUAAGUGGUAACUUAACUUACAAAAAAACAAUUGAACUAGGGCUACAAGGCUAUCAAAUGAAAGUCAAGAUGGCAGAGUCUUCACGCCAACAAAAUACGCCAGUUCGUCACGAUGAGCUCUCAUUUGCAAGGAAAAGCCUUAGAACAAAAGUAUUGAUCUCAGCAAGUUUGCACAAAGAGACCAAAGACUGUUUUGAAAGUAAGGAAAUCAAAAGACUGAAUGGAUCUCAAAUGCUUUCUUCCACUAGAAUUUGUGAAACUUCAUCGUUAAUAGGAGCUGAGGAUGAUUGUCGUUCACAAAAUAUUUGGGAAGAGUCUCCAGUAAAACAAGAUGUUUCAUGCCAGAGUGAAGAAGCAGAUGAAGACAUGGAAUCCUUUAGUUCGGACAGCUGUGAUAGCAUGGAGGCAAGCAUUAUCCAACAAAAGCAUUCCACACCUCAAGUAAUGAAGUUUUCUGUUAGAGCAGUAUCUUCAACACCCAACCAAGAGAAUUUUAGUAUCAUCAGCAAACUUACUAAGAAUGCUUUCACACAGACAAAUUACACUUUAAACACUAGAGAUCAAGGGGAUAUAAGUGAGAGUUUGAAGUCCUAUUUCAAUGAGAUGCCAGAAGAUGAAAAUCAUUACCUUCAAAGCAGUAAAAAUAUGUCUUAUUUCAAUACCACAUCUGAGUUAAGUUCUCCAAUGAGGUUUUGUUUCAGCCACAUGUGCAGCAAACUAAACGAUUCCCAGGAAACGCCAGUCACAAACAAGAACUUGGUUAGGAAGCUGAGUCUAAGGUCUAAAACAAUCAUAUGUUCCGCCUUAGAGAAAAGUAAAGAUAUAGUCUUACCUAGGAAGAUAUUAUCAAGGCACAAAAGUAUGGAAGAGAAACGUACUUUCUCAAACACUUUUUCUCUCAUUCCUCAACACAAGACGCCGCCUCCUGUAACGGGAAGAGUUCUAUACAAUCCGUUUGAGGUGGACCUGCCAAACAGACUCAGCAAGACAAUUUUUAGUCCAGAUGUCUUUGAUAAUGUUGUCAGCCCAAGCCAGGACUCGGAAGAUUUGAGGUGGACCAUUGAAGACAUUUCCUCCAUUAAUCCUGUUCCUAUUGACGAAGAUUUCUCAAUCCCAUCAGACGACGAGGAUCCGGAGAGGGAGAGCCGAGUUCAACAAGAAAUUGAUAGGUAUUUUAAUGAAACACAUGUUGUGUUAAGUCCUGAUGAUAUACCUAAAUCUACUAGUAUUGUUGAAAUUUUGAAAAAUAACUAUCAUACGGGAGCAGCAGCCUCCACACCAAGAAAAGUUAAUGUAAACAAAUCAAUGAAUUUGAAAACAAGUGCCACACAAACAAAUUUAUCGUUACCUGAAAAUUUACCAUUAGAAUUAGAAGACAGUUUGAGAUCAUAUUUCAAGUAUUUUGAGGCAGACGAGUUCAACCUAAGUCAGUGCAAUCUUAGACGCAAAUUAUUCUUCCACACUGAAGAUGAACCUCCGUCACCUGUGAGGUUCGAAAUGAAUUCUAGUCCUUUAACCAAAGACGUGUGGAAAGCUGGGUCGUCACCUCUGUCCAAUGACAAUAGAGCAAGACACUUUACUCCUUUGGGCAAACAACAGGAGUUUUCCUCCCCUGAAAUGUCGCCUGUCGUCGACAACUUUACUUCCAACGUGAAAAAACAUUGUUUGGUGUCCUGCAAGAAAACUCUACAUAACAUCUUUAUUGGAAAUUCUAAUGAAACGAAGACAGUGAGGCGUAGAGAGUCGGUAAACUCUACAGCUGCAACUGGAAGUGAUAUAGACUCUUCGUCUCAACCGGCAAGUCAAGACACGGGCUACCACACAGACGACAGCGGCAACUCACACUUGCACUUCUCUACACCAACACGUACACAGCCUGCGAGUUAACUGUCUGUGUGAUUAAUACACUUUACACUUUAUACACUUUAGUAAGUAUUUGACAGUCUGCAGAUUUUGCAGUUUAUUAUACAAUAUGUUAUAAUGUUGUACUUGUGUUUUUUCAUGUAAUAACCUGCAGAUUUUGUAGUUUAUUAUACAUUAUGUGAUAAUAUUGCACUUGCCCUAUGUUACAAGUGAUAAAUGUUUACAACUAUGUCGUUUAAAGGUUUUAUAUAUUUGUAUAUCCAUUUUAAAACUUAAUAUGUGUAUAAGGGUGUAACAUAGAGCACAAGGGCCUAGGUUUUUAGGUUUUAUGUUUUUAUCAACAUUUUGUCAAAGAUUGAUUUAUCUUUUUCUUUAAUUAAUAUCAUAUUUUUAAUGCUCUCUCCACUUUUGCAGUAAGGAGUUUCACAAUUACUUUUCAACCUGUAUAUUAGCUUUGUUUAUUAUCGUUACAUUUUUUUAAACUAUACCCCAAAACUAGUUUUUUAUUUUUUUCAACCUACUGCAGCAAAACCAGCUGUUUUCAAUGCGAGGCUACGAUUGCUUCUUUUUCUCUCUAUGGUCUCAAAACAAGAAUUACACCAUUUUUGGAGCUAAUUUAUAAAGGUAAACCACUUACAAAAGUUACAUUUUGUGAAUUAUUUAGCCAAAAGAAUGGUGCAGUAUGGCAUAAAAUAUAGUUUGUCACACAGGCCUAAUGUGUAUUUUCGACACUCGCACAUUUUUUUAUUAGUUCAACUUAAGCUCUUGUCAAAGCGAGUCACUUUAGGUUCUAGUGGUGAAAUAUACUAUUUUGAUGAUUUGGUGAUUA